This is a messenger RNA of Aedes albopictus (Asian tiger mosquito), 2160 nucleotides long. RefSeq names its product WD repeat-containing protein 37 (gene Wdr37). Gene Ontology annotation, molecular function: protein binding. The coding region runs from base 441 to 2030 and encodes 529 amino acids. NCBI's taxonomy places the organism in Eukaryota, Metazoa, Arthropoda, Insecta, Diptera, Culicidae. The transcript has 3 exons. The record is from RefSeq and is a predicted model, not a curated record.
AGCGAAGUGCAAAAGAGACGAGUCGAAAGAACGCAGAAAAAAAGAUCUUCGCAACAUCUCGACGAGAUCAUAAAAACGAUUUCGACAUUCCAAAACAGUGAUUUUUCGUGGCUAAACCAAUCGGAAGAAACUUUUUGUGGUGCAAGUGGCUGUUAAAUCUUGUCGACGACAUUGUUCAGUGGGCGGUGGAAUCGAGCGAGAAGAAAAAAAGAUGUUGGCCGACUGGAUUAAGUAAUUUUUUUCCGCCCCUGGCUGAAGUGGAAGAAGAGUGGAAUAUUACCUACCCCAGUAGUGGCUGCUGCUUGAUAGACUUGCCACCAGCUUGUGGAGGACACCGACAUUAGAGCUUGCAUAAUAAGCAUCAGUGCACGAGUGUCAACACACAGCGCCAUCAGUAGUGGAAGAAGUGCAAGUGCGUGUGCUAGCAGUCAAGGACGACGAUGCCACUGGACAGCAGCGUAGUGGGUGGUGGGGGAGGUUCCGACAGAGGGAAGCAGAUUUCCUCGUCGUCGGGGGCAUGUGUGUGCGGUGGGGUGGGACCGGGUCCGGUCGGUUCGGCUACGAGUGUCACCGGAGCUUCGGUGGGCGUAGGCGUUGUUGGUGCUGGUUCCGGUGGGAAGCAAUUGUCGGCAAAGAAAUCUCUUAAGCUGUCCAGUCUGGCGGAUGAUAUGAUUGGACCGCCUUCGGCCACUGGAAGCCACCAGGAGGAAUCGUUCCGGGUGCGGUUGCACCAUCUGUUUGCUCAGAUCGAGAGGGAGUUCGACUUGCUGCAUGCGGAGAACUUGAGCUUGCAGGAAAAGCUGGACACCGUUGCCGGAACGCCGCGUGACUCCACGAUCGGUGACCGUUUGCUCCCCCUCCAGGACUCGUACGAAGCGGAUGGCUCGGUGACCAAGAGCUUCAAAUCCAAGCUUGGCAGUGCCGGCAGCAAGGUCAAAGCCAGUCACAAGAUCCGGGCGCAAACCAGUCGGAUUGUGUCCAGCUUCAAGGCCCAAUCGGUGGUUAGUUCGUUGGUGAGGGAGUUCUGCGGCCAUAAGGAUGGGGUAUGGCAGGUCAGCACCAAGGCCGGUCAACCGAUCAUCGGAACGGCUUCGGCCGACCACAGUGCGUGCAUCUGGGGGAUCGACACGGGUCGGUGCCUGCUGCAGUAUCAGGGCCAUAGUGGAUCGGUUAACUCGAUCAAGUUUCAUCAGACUCGCGAUUUGGUACUUACCGGAAGUGGGGACGCCACGGCACAUAUCUGGCAGGCGGCUGUCAACUGGGAGAUUCCCUCGAGGAAGGGGCACUCGUCGGAGGAGGAGCUGGACGAUGAGGAGGAACCGUACGAGGAGAAGGAGCGGAUCGAUGUCCUGCGGACACCGAUUUGCGAGUUUUCUGGGCCCGGAGGGCAUACAUCGGUCGUUGUGGCAGCCGAUUGGCUUCCUGGAGGGGAUCAAUUGAUAACGGCCAGCUGGGAUCGGACCGCUAUUCUGUGGGAUGUGGAGACGCGGGAACCGCUUCAGCCAUUAUGUGGUCACGAUCACGAACUGACGCAUGCUUCGGCUCAUCAAAGUCAGCGCUUGGUGGUGACGGCUUCGCGGGACUCGACCUUCCGUUUAUGGGAUUUCCGGGAUCCGAUACCGGCCGUGUCGGUGUUCCAGGGACACACAGAGAGCGUAACAUCCACCGUAUUCACCCGCGACGACAAAGUGGUCUCCGGGUCCGAUGACCGUUCGGUCAAGGUGUGGGAGCUGCGCAACAUGCGCUCGGCUCUGACCACCAUCCGGACGGAUUCGGCCGUCAAUCGGUUGGCCGUGUCGGCAGGGGGAGUGAUUGCCAUACCGCACGACAAUCGCCACAUCCGGUUGUUCGAUCUGAAUGGGCAGCGGAUCGCUCGGUUGCCUCGAACGAGCCGGCAGGGCCACCGCCGGAUGGUGUCGUCGGUGGCCUGGACCGAGGACACCAGCUCGUCGGUGUGCAAUCUGUUCUCGUGCGGGUUCGACCGCCGGGUGCUCGGUUGGGCCGUCUGCUUACCACCGAAGGACAACUGAAUUCUCGCGGGGAGAGGUAAUCCUAAUUCCUUGAAGCUUUAGGAAGGGGCACGGUAAAUUGAAAGCGCAGAUAUGUAAGCUUUAUAUAUAUGUGUGUGUGAAUGUAUUAUAGUAGACGUUCGAAAUGAGA